UCAGGAUUUUAACCGAGAUCUUACGUCAGUGGGGAAAUAAUCAGUGCUAUAUAGCUAAUAUAUUAUUAUUUGUAUAUUUUUUAGAAUUUGAUUAGAGAAAUUUUAUGAAGUUCUAAUCAAGAUUUUGGCUCAAGUUGGUGGACUUGUGUUACUAACGAGAGCCUGAAAGUGAUAAAAAAAUAAUCAAUAUUUUUCAAGUGAUAUUUUACGAUCAAGUCUGAAAACUGAUUAGAAAUCAUGAUGGAGGAAAACCCAGCCCCAGUAACGCUAAGGUCUCGUAAUGUUGCGGCAAGAUUCUUUACCAGGCCGUGUCAUGUGAUCCCGAACCAAGCAGAAAAACACUGCAUGGUUGAUGUUGAAAUGUCAGGAGGAGACAUGGGAGUCGUCACCAAGGGAAACCGGACCUCGGGGACGAUGUACUCCUCGUUCCGGCUCAUGCGCCUCUUCUUCAAUGCCAUCUUGUUCUCCCUUGCCAUGCUUAUCAUCCUCGUUACCCUAAACAACACAUGGCCAAUGAAAAACACAGGCCACAGCACAAACAUCUUGGACCGAACUUUAGUGGCAAUGGGGGUCCAGGAGCGUGUGUAUGCGGUGAUCAUUGACGCAGGCUCAACAGGCUCCCGUGUCUUGGCCUUCACUUUCUUCAAGAGCCUCACAGGUGCAGGAUGUGAGGAGACAUUAGUGGCAAAAGGACCACUUAGCUUCAUCGCAAAUAACUCUUCCUAUGACAAAUCGUUAAAAUUGGAUGAUGAGCUGUGGCACGAAAUCAAGCCAGGUCUCUCAAGCUAUGCGGAUAAUCCAGAGGAGGGUGCAAAAUCUUUAUUGCCAUUGCUAGAACUAGCAAAGGGACGCAUCCCCAAACAGAACUGGGCAUCAACUCCAAUUGUUUUGAAAGCAACUGCAGGGUUGAGACUUUUGCCGGAAGAAAAAGCAGAAGCAUUAUUACAAGAGGUAAAGAAAGUAUUGAAAGCCUCUGGUUUCCACACAACUGAGAAUUCUGUUGGAAUCAUGGAUGGCCGUGAUGAAGGAAUUUUCUCUUGGUUCACAGUUAAUUACCUCAUGGAUCGGAUAACUGGAGACCCCAAAGAAACUUUGGUGGCUCUGGACCUUGGUGGUGGAUCAACACAGAUUACAUUUGUACCUGUUGAGCAGACCACAGUGCAGUCCACCCCAGAGGACUAUCUCACCACCAUCUCCCUUCUUCAUAAGAAUUUAAAUCUCUAUACACACAGUUACCUUGGUUUAGGAUUGAUGGCUGCUCGCAAAGAAGUUCUCCUACAGCACAGAGGUGAAGAUGGAGUCAUCCACUCCCCUUGCGUCAAUCCAAUCAUAGACUCCCAGUGGAGCUAUGGGGGUGAAACUUACACUAUCAGGUAUCAAGAGAUCAGAGGUCAGGCAGGUCGUCUGAGUGAGAACCGGCCCAUAGCUGACCAUAAAUCUUGCCUUGAAGCUUGUGUUAAAGUAAUAAAGGAUCAGGUACACUCUCCACCUGAGCUGAGAACAAGAGAAGUGAUUGCCUUCAGUUACUUCUUUGAUAGAGCUACUGAGCGAGGCCUUAUUGAUCCAUUUAAGGGAGGAGUUCUAACAGUUCAGGAGUUUUUGCAAGCGGCUGUGCAAACCUGUAAUAUUCCUAAUGCUGAGCAGCCUCUGGCAUGCCUAGACUUGACAUAUAUCAGUGCAUUCCUCACCAGUGGCUAUGGCCUUAAGGGUGAAAACACAGUAAAAUUGUACAAGAAGAUUGAUGGCUAUGAGAUCAGCUGGGCCCUCGGUUUGGCUUUCCAUGUCAUAAAUAAUGGUAUAUAAGUUUUAAAAUUGUGAUUCAUGUUGAUAUAACUUGGAAACCAGUGAGUCCUAGUGACAGCAGUUUUUAUUACUGAUGUGACUGAAUGUGGGAAAGCAUAAUAAGGAAGUAUCAUAAUAAGUUUUUAAUUGCUUGCAAUAGGAUCCAAUGUAAAACUUAAAGUGAAUGUGCAGUAUGUUUGUGUUUGAAUGCAUGCAUAAAUGCCUGUUUGGAUGCAUAAUUAUUUGUGCUGACAUCUGUAAUCCACAGUAUGUUCAUGUACAUGUAUGUUUCUGGAUAUACUUUAUGAGAAAAAAAAAAUUUAAUUAAAUAUUCUAAUUCUGAACAAGUCAGUAAUGUAUUGCAAGUAUGGGAAUAUUUUAAGGUGAAGUGCCGUCGUAAAAAAUAGAUUUCAACGGAAUGUGAUUGCUGGACAUCUUGUGUGCUAAGAAGACCCUACUGUUAUGCUUCUCAGGUCAGGCUGUAGGAAGCUAAAAGUAAUAUUUUGACUCUGUAUUCUCAGGAGAUAAAUUCUUUUCCAUAUGAAAUUCAUGGGAUCAUUGUGUAGGAAGUUCUAUUUGCUGAGCCUGUACUUUUUUUCGAAGGUGCAAGGAACAUGUAGUGCAUGUGCUACUACAUGAUUGUUAUCUUAUAGUGAAUUAUUUAAUGUGCUACUACUGAGGGAUGUGAUGAUUUUUAGAAAUACCUUCAUGGGAGACAGUAGUUUUAGGUCAUCGUGAAAAGGACUUUUGACUUUUUUUAAAACUUAUUUUGGUAAAUACUUCAUGCAAUAAUCUUAUAUAACUUUUAAUUAGAUCUUCACAUGAAGAAAUUAUGCAUUACACAAGAGCAAUAAUGUGGAUAAAGUGAUGUUUGCAUAUGGUUGAGAAAUUUAUUUAUAAAAAAAAAAAAA
Messenger RNA from Penaeus monodon (black tiger shrimp), 2693 nucleotides. RefSeq names its product ectonucleoside triphosphate diphosphohydrolase 5-like. Gene Ontology annotation, molecular function: UDP phosphatase activity; GDP phosphatase activity. Lineage: Eukaryota; Metazoa; Arthropoda; Malacostraca; Decapoda; Penaeidae. Gene Ontology annotation, biological process: nucleoside diphosphate catabolic process. The record is from RefSeq and is a predicted model, not a curated record. Gene Ontology annotation, cellular component: membrane.